Messenger RNA from Acanthamoeba castellanii str. Neff, 1386 nucleotides. Its product is annotated as serine carboxypeptidase. Gene Ontology annotation, biological process: proteolysis. The transcript has 15 exons. The record is from RefSeq and is a predicted model, not a curated record. Lineage: Eukaryota; Discosea; Longamoebia; Acanthamoebidae. Bases 1 to 1386 code for a protein of 461 amino acids. Gene Ontology annotation, molecular function: serine-type carboxypeptidase activity.
AUGAUGAUGGACUGUCGCAGCACGAUAGCAUCCAUCGUCCCCGCUGCCGACCGUGUCAAUAAGAUCGAGCGUCUUCCGGGCUUGAGUGAAGCCAUCAACUUCGAUCAGUACGCGGGCUACGUGACUGUCGACGCCGUGAAGAACCGCAAGCUGUUCUACUGGUUCGUCGAGUCGCAGAGGAACCCCGCCCAGGACCCUCUCCUCGUGUGGCUCAACGGAGGACCCGGCGCAUCGUCGCUGAUGGGCCUCCUGACGGAGAACGGUCCCUUCCGGCCCAACGCCGACGGCAAGACGCUGUCGUUGAACCCCUACUCGUGGAACAACUUCUCCAACAUCAUCUACAUCGAAGCCCCGGCUGGCGUCGGCUUCUCGUUCUCGGACGACCCUGCCGACUACUACACCAACGACUCGCGGACUGCGUCGGACAACUACAGGUUCCUGGAGGGCUGGUUCCAGCUCUUCCCGCAGUUCAAGAGGAACGACUUCUACGUCACGGGCGAGUCUUAUGGUGGCCAUUACGUGCCUGAGAUGGCCAACCUCGUGUUGGAGGGAAACAAGCUCAAGCGACCCGAAGACCGAAUCAACAUCAAGGGAAUCGCCGUUGGCAACCCCGGCGUAGAAUCUGAUUGGUAUUUCAACGUCGACGAAUACGCGUUCCUCACGUUCAUGUACACGCACGGACUGCUCCCUCAAAAGGCCUAUGUCGAUUGCUUCACCGUCUGCGGCUGGAGCGAUUUCUUGACCAACUGCACGAACUCGCCGUUCACGCAUCCCUCGGAGGCGUGCCGGCUUGCGGCGAAGCGAGCCCAGGGCUACCUGCCCACCAACAUCGACUUCUACAACGUCUUGGCCCCGACGUGCCCCAACCAGCAGAGCGAUAUCGACUGGGCGCAGUACACCAACCGCUGGGACAGGCGUUCGUCGGUGGGUUCGUUCCUGGCUUCGAUGCCGUUCAACCCGUGCCUGGAGAACUACAUGGUGCCCUACCUCAACCAGCCCUCCGUGCAGGCCGUGCUCGGCGUUCGCCCCACCAAGUGGGCUAUGAUCGGAAACAUUCACUACUCGCGCAACGCGGAGCUGCUCUACACGAACGAUCUCUACAAGAAGUUUGCCACGGAGACCAACUGGAAGGUGCUGGUCUUCAGCGGCGACGCCGACUCAGCGGUGCCCUUCAUCGGCACCCAGCGCUGGAUCUCGUGCCUCAAGAGACCCGUCAAGAGGGACUGGAGCAAUUGGCAGUACGAUGGCCAGACUGCGGGAAGCGUCAUCGAGUACGAGGGCAUCAGCUUCCUCACCAUCAAAGGAGCCGGCCACAUGGUGCCCUGGUAUGCCCCGCCGCAAGCUUAUGCCUUCUUCGAGCGCUGGAUCCACAACAAGCCGUUCUGA